UGACAAAAUGGAACCCACCAGCAGUGUGAGGAGACCUGAAAGUGGCACAUGGCAGAGUGUGGCGAUGGAGACAGCAGCAAUGGGACGCCGUACAGGGACCCAUGACACACUCUGGACCUGGCAGCAGCAUGAGGAGGCGGUACAGGGGCCCAUGACAGAUUACGGGCCUGGCAGCAGCAUGAGGAGUCGCCGGUACAGGGGCCAUGAAUCAGUAUGGACCUGGCAGCAGUGUGAGGAGACCCGAAAGUGGCACAUGGCGCAGGGUGGCGGUGGAAGAGGCAGCAGUAUUCGGAAGACAUACACAAGGGACUAGUUUAAAAAGCGGAAGCCGUCAGCAGCGUGA
Messenger RNA from Staurois parvus, 343 nucleotides. The record is from the annotation of a GenBank genome assembly. NCBI's taxonomy places the organism in Eukaryota, Metazoa, Chordata, Amphibia, Anura, Ranidae.